CAGUGCCGGGGCCGCCGGAGCCGAACAACUGCCCUGACAAGUGUGGGGACAUAGACAUCCCCUACCCAUUCGGCAUCGGCCCCAGGUGCUCGAUGUCCGACCGCUUCGUCCUCAGGUGCAACGAGACGACGAGUCCCCCCACCCUUCUCAAGGGCAGCGCCAAGAUCGCCAACAUAUCGUUGGAGACGGCGCAGAUGGUGAUAUACACCUACCUGACCUACAAGUGCCGCGUGCCGGGCGGCAACAAUACUAUCGAGGACACGUCGCAGAGCAUGAACCUUAGAGUCGGCGACCCGUUCCUGAUCUCACCGUCGGAGAAUGUGUUCACGGCCAUCGGGUGUAGCUUGACGGCCAGGCUCAAAGGCAGCAGCAAGGCCACCGCCGCCUACCUCACCGGCUGCAUCACGACGUGCGCCAGGGUCAACAACACCGGGGACGACGGCACGCCCUGCAGGGGACACGGCUGCUGCCACGCCUUGCUCACGCCCGGCCUCAAGAAAGUUAGCUUGGUGUGGGACGUGAACGAGCAAGGCGCACGUCCUGUGUCUGGCAAUCUGUGCCAGUAUGCCUUCAUCGCUACCAAAGGCUGGUACAAUUUCAAAAAAAGUGACCUGACUGGGAAUAUGACAUUCCUCAAUAGACUUGGAGGCGACAGAGUCAUUCCAGUUGUUCUUGACUGGGCAAUUAGGAAUGGAACAUGCCCAUCGGCGCCAAAAGGGGAUAACAAUGAGAAUCUUUCCCAUGGCGCUUGUGCUAGCACCCAGAGCUACUGUGUAAAUGCCAGUAAUGGAGAACAUGGCUAUUUCUGUAGAUGCUCCAAGGGAUACACCGGCAAUCCAUACAUAAAACAUGGAUGCACAAAUAUUAAUGAGUGCGAGCUGCGGAGAUCCCCAAACUCAACAAUGUACAAGAACAUGUAUCCUUGUCACGGCGGGACAUGCCAUGAUAGAGAAGGUGGUUAUGAGUGUAAAUGCAAUUUCGGACGAAGAGGUGAUGGUAAAAGUUACAAGGGUUGUGAACCCAUCGUGUCCACGGCUGCGGUGGCAGUAAUAGGAACAAUCGGUGCCAUUGCAUUACUCGUUGUGCUACUAAUAUUCUUACACAUGGAACGCGAGAAAAGAAAGCUGAGGGACCGGUUCAAUAAGAACGGUGGAGAGUUACUCAAAAGUCUCAAGAUCGAGAUCUUCACAAAGGAGAAGCUAGACCACAUCACACAUAACUACUGUGACAUCAUCGGCCAAGGCGCCUUCGGCAAGGUCUACAAGGGAACCAUCGACGCUGGAGACAGUGCACGGGUCGCCGUGAAAUGCUCGAUUCCCAUCAACCAGGACUGGAAGAAGGAGUCCUUCGCGAAUGAGAUCAAGAUCCAGUCCAAUGUCAGCCACCGGAACCUGGUCCAGUUGCUAGGAUGUUGCCUGGAGACGGAGGUGCCCAUGCUGGUCUACGAGUUUGUGCCCAGGGGGAGCCUCCACGACGUACUCCACGGCGAUAAUAAGAACCCUCUCCCGUUGGAAAAACGCUUGGAUAUCGCCAUCUACUCAGCGGUUGCCCUCGGAUACAUGCACUCGGAGGCGAGCCAGAGGACCAUCCUCCAUGGAGACGUGAAGUCGGGCAACAUCCUCCUGGAUGACGGGUUCGCGCCCAAGGUGUCAGACUUUGGGACGUCGAGGCUCAUGUCCAUCGACAAGGACCAUACCAACUGGGUGGUCGGGGACAGCAGCUACAUCGACCCCGUGUACAUGAAGACUGGGCUGCUCACCGAGAAAAGCGACGUGUACAGCUUCGGCAUCGUACUGUUGGAGCUCAUGACCAGGAAAAAAGCAAGGUAUGACAGGAACCAGAGCCUGCCACUGGAUUAUGUCAAGGCUUCCAUGGGCGGGGCGGCGAGGGAGAUGUUUGAUCCGGAGGUUGCCUCGGGUGCGAAGGAGAACGAGGAGUGCCUCGAGGAGGUGGGCAAGAUCGCGGUGCAGUGUCUUAAGGAUGAUGUGAACGACAGGCCCACCAUGAGUGAAGUGGCUGAGAGACUUAAAAUAUGUAAGUGCCGGUGGUUGGAGUAUGACAGGAAGACGAAUGAGAUAUCCACUUAGUUACUGUCAGAAAGAAGUACUAGUCCUACCUACUUAAGAUAUUUUUCUACAGUCAACCUGCACUUUGAGUAAUUAGCUAGUAUGCUCGCGUGUA
Messenger RNA from Triticum dicoccoides, 2181 nucleotides. RefSeq names its product wall-associated receptor kinase 3-like. The transcript is spliced from 4 exons. Gene Ontology annotation, cellular component: plasma membrane. NCBI's taxonomy places the organism in Eukaryota, Viridiplantae, Streptophyta, Magnoliopsida, Poales, Poaceae. Gene Ontology annotation, biological process: cell surface receptor signaling pathway; protein phosphorylation. The record is from RefSeq and is a predicted model, not a curated record. Bases 93 to 2087 code for a protein of 664 amino acids. Gene Ontology annotation, molecular function: calcium ion binding; ATP binding; protein serine/threonine kinase activity.